Messenger RNA from Daucus carota subsp. sativus, 1527 nucleotides. Its product is annotated as replication factor C subunit 3. Gene Ontology annotation, molecular function: ATP hydrolysis activity; DNA binding; DNA clamp loader activity. Lineage: Eukaryota; Viridiplantae; Streptophyta; Magnoliopsida; Apiales; Apiaceae. Gene Ontology annotation, biological process: DNA-templated DNA replication; DNA repair. The record is from RefSeq and is a predicted model, not a curated record. The transcript is spliced from 11 exons. Gene Ontology annotation, cellular component: nucleus; DNA replication factor C complex. Bases 135 to 1199 code for a protein of 354 amino acids.
GAGUCGCAGUCAUAUAAAGCUCCAACGUGUAUGCAGUCUACUCAUAAACCCCUCUUUCCCCUUUGGCGCCAAAACUAUAUUGUUAUCAACACACACAGAGUUCAUCUUGUCGAGAUCUUAAUUGAAGCGCGAUAAUGUUGUGGGUAGACAAGUACAGACCAAGAUCCCUCGACAAAGUCAUCGUUCACCAAGAUGUCGCUCAAAAUCUCAAGAAACUGGUUUCGGAGCAAGAUUGCCCCCAUUUGCUGUUUUAUGGUCCUUCCGGGGCGGGGAAGAAAACCCUAAUUAUGGCGUUGCUGAGACAGAUGUUCGGGGCCAGUGUCGAAAAGGUCAAGGUUGAGAACAAGAAUUGGAAAGUUGAUGCUGGAAGCAGAACUCUUGAUCUAGAGCUUACAACAUUAUCCAGUACCCACCACGUGGAACUAAACCCCAGUGAUGCAGGCUUCCAGGACAGAUACAUUGUUCAAGAGAUAAUCAAGGAAAUGGCAAAGAACAGACCGAUUGACACGAAAGGAAAGAAAGGAUUUAAAGUACUGGUGCUUAAUGAGGUUGACAAGCUCUCAAGAGAAGCACAGCAUUCUCUACGAAGAACAAUGGAGAAAUACAGUGCAUCAUGCCGCCUUAUACUGUGCUGCAACAGCUCUUCAAAGGUCACCGAAGCAGUUCGUUCUCGUUGUUUGAAUGUACGAAUUAAUGCUCCAAAGGAAGAAGAGAUUGUAGACGUUUUAGAAUUCAUCGGCAGGAAAGAGGGGCUGCAACUUCCGUCUGGAUUUGCUGCUCGCAUUGCAGAGAAGUCAAAUCGAAGUUUAAGGAGGGCUAUAUUAUCAUUUGAGACAUGCCGAGUCCAACAGUAUCCAUUUACGAACAAUCAGUUAAUACCUGCAAUGGAUUGGGAGGUAUAUGUACUGGAGAUAGCAUCAGAUAUUAUGAAGGAGCAGAGCCCUAAAAGGUUGUUCCAGGUUCGUGGGAAGGUGUAUGAGCUUUUAAGUAACUGUAUUCCUCCAGAAAUUAUUUUAAAGAGGCUGCUUUUUGAGUUAUUGAAAAAAUUGGAUUCUGAACUAAAGCAUGAAGUUUGUCACUGGGCUGCAUAUUAUGAACACAGGAUGCGUCUCGGACAGAAAGCCAUAUUUCACAUUGAAGCAUUUGUCGCCAAGUUCAUGAGCAUCUACAAAGGCUUCCUCAUCUCAACAUUUGGAUAAGGAGAUGUAACUUGUCACUGGCAACCAAGUCAGUUAUUCUAUUAGCUAGUUGCAGAUCAAGAGCCUGUUAUUUUAUUUUAUUUUAAUUUUUAAGAUGACCAUGUACCAGUUAAUCAUUUCUUUCAUUGUGUGAUAUGAACUUGGACCCAAAAGAUUCCAUUAAGAUUUGUCAAUUAGUACUGCAUCGGCAUGUUUGCAUUUGCCUAGGAGAUUCAUAAGAUGUUGCAAAUAGGAUUAUGGCAUUUUUGCUAUAUGUAAUGCUGGCUUUGGUCUGAUGCGUCAUACUUGGUGCUGAUAAUGUAAUUCGCCCUUCCAUAUUCUGUUUUAA